AGAAAUUAUUAGUGGUUGUGUAUACGAUAGAUGAAAGGGGCAAAGAGAGCAGGAAGUUGUAGUUUCACUGCGCGGUGGAUUUAUUUCGGAAUCUGAUCGGAAUAUUUCGGAAAUUUACAUGGAUUGGAGCGACGCCUGACGGAUUUUGGACUUUUAAAAUGCAGGAAAUUAAAACUUGAAGGAUGAGUUUACAUGUUGCCACGUCGUUCCCCAACAAGCUGUAAAAGAUACAAUAUUGGCGAAUUCAUCAUAUUUUUAUCGACUAACCAAAAGCAGCUGAUAUUGUAAGUUUAUUAUUCUUGACGUCAAACUCACGUACUUCUCUAAAUAGAAUUUUAUGCUUGAAGGACAAUAUCAUAAAUUAGUUUGCUGGAGGCAGACAACCAAGUGCUUUGUAAUGCUAACUCGCGGCUUAUAGAACAGCAAGUCAAGGAGCUUGUUGGACACGAACACGACACUAUGGCUGACUUGGAGGUCACCAAAAGAGGUUCAAAAACAACUAAUAAAGACUUUCAAGCCCAUCCGAAAGAAGAUGAACCUUCUAAGGAUACAUUGAAUUCCAGAGGCUUCCCAUCUGAUCGGACUGUGUGGAUAGUUUUCUUUUCACUGCUUGUUGACUUGCUUGCUUUUACUGUAAUUUUGCCACUGUUUCCUUCAUUACUGGAGUUUUACGCCAGCACGGAGGUAAGCUGCAACAGCUCGUUAGUCAAUAUCAAGUUUGAAGCUGAAAUGUCAUGCCCCAUCGCGUUAAUUUUCAAUCAUUCUGUAGGCAGUGAAUUAUCAACAUGUAUAACAUGUACUGGUGCAUUUGAAAGGCACUUAAAGCCCGCACCAAACCUCCAUGAUAGUUGAUGACCGAUUGUUGAUGUUACUUUGUUAAGCAAUCAUGAUCCACUGACACUAUUAGCUAUCAUCAACUAUCACUGACUGUCAUCAACAGUCACAUACUUUGAACAUGUUCAAAUUUUUUAUGAUAGUCAAUGAUAGUUUUUCCCAUUUGGUACCCCUAAAUGUAGUUGAUGAUAGUUUUUCUGUCAGCUGUUUCUUGACUGACUUGAUGGGCUCAGACAGACAUUGAGCAGCAUUGUCAAGUAUAAUGAGACAUCUCAAAUUAUUUUAAAAAGACCAGGGUCCCAUUAUCUUCUUCUAGCACAUUAACCUUAUACUUUAAACAAAUUAUGGCUCUUAAAUAAAGAGGAAUGCUUAGGGUUUACACCACACACUACUGAAGUGACCCUAAAAUAUUACUGACAAAUUUUUUUUACACUUUCAUAUGCCCAGAGAUUGGAAAGUAGAGCUUGCAGGGGCAAAUGCACAAUUUCUGGUUCCAACUACCAUGAACUAUCAGGUGCUAUCAUGACCGUUUGGCCGCAGGCCAUGAUGGUAUAGUGGAUGAUGGUUGAAACUAUCACCUGAACUACCAUGAACUAUAAACACUGUUUGGCCCCUGCAGCUUUAAAAAGUAAAUGCAUUAAAUGCAAGUAAGUUUAAGCUGAUAGUGUUCAAGAAUGGAAAGUUAUGACAGGUUUUUCCUCAUUAAAAAAAAUAUGCUACAUUUUUCCAUCUACACUUCCAAGUGUUUCUCUUUAAAUGAUUUUUAUUAAAUGAUUUUUAUUAUUCUGUAUCUAGUUUUCUGCAGUUUUUUAACCAAAUUAAAAAUAUAUAAUAACAGUAACUUGUAACAAUAAUAAUUGUGUGCUAAUUAUAAAAGCAAAAUCAGCCUUGGACUUAAUAUAUUUAGGAUAUAUACAUCUCUCAUGUUAACAAGUCAAAAUUAAAGUCAAGUUGCAAGUUUUUAACUAGGUUGAUUCUCAGUUUUCUUUGUCUUUUUCUCCUUGAAAGACAAAGACAAAGAAAUUAAUAGUGUUGAAAAAUAUAAUGGAAACGUAGUUCCCGGACUGAUUCAGAGGCUACACAUCAAACAUACCCAGCUAACAUUACAAAAAUUAUUUUCUGUAGGAUUCACUAUAUAAUUCAAUUAUUCAUCAAGUGAACACCUUCAGGGAUUUUCUGGGAAUGCCUGAUAAUGGUCGCUUCAAUACUGUUCUGUUUGGAGGUAAUUAUGAUAAUUUUUAAAUUGUAUGUAGAAAACAUGUGGAAUAGCUGGUGCCAUACCAGGUAUUGGAGUUCUUUGGACAUCUUGGCAUUUCCUACACAAUGAUUCUUGUGAAAACUAUAACUACAUUAUAUUUAUUAUUAUUCCUGGUUCUGAAUGUGUUAACUGAGCCAUCAAAAAAAGCCAUACCAAACAGAUCACAAACUGGAUUCAUGGUCUGGUUCCUGAGUGAAUGCUUUCAGUAUGUGAGACUAAAACGUUUAAAGAAGAUAUAAAAAUUUUAAAAUUAUUUAAUUUUGUAUGCUUUAUAAUUAUUGUUUCAAUAUCAAAUAUAUGUUGUCCAAAAUCAGUGUUAAUAUUCAUAUUCUUUUAGAGAUUGACCAUUAGUUCUGUGUGUUUCCAACCAUUUCACACCUCCCCCUCCCCCCCAGUAUCCAGUGGAUGAAUUAUAUUCUUACUACAUCCAUGAACUUCUUUUAUGACAUUUUGCAGGGUUUCUAGGGUCCUUGUUCUCUCUUCUCCAGUUUUUGUGUUGUCCUUUAUUUGGUGCUGUGUCUGAUGUAUAUGGAAGAAGAUUACCAAUGAUAUUUUGCAUGGUAAGGCCUUCAAUGUAUUAAAGUGCUAAAUGAAACUAAAUAUAUUGAAAUCAUUUGAAGGUCCCCAACAUUGAGGAAUUUAUUGGAAACACUCAGGGUGUUCCAGUUUGCCCCCAGUCAUGAGUUGAGAAACACCAGGAUGAUUUUUCAUCCAGUCUUAUUGUCUGCUAGCUCCCAGACCACCAGCACUGUUCAUCAGUUCUGUUACAUUUGUAUGUCGAUCGCAAAUGGCCAUGCUCAAAACAUUGGGUUGUCCUUGCAUGAAAUACAAAAUAAUGUAUAUAUGUUAAUUAUGAUCCUCUGCCAUUAACAAUCCUCAUUUGAAAUAUAAAAGCUUGGGAACAAAAAUGAUAAUAAGAAGAACACGCUUACAGCGGCAUUCACGUCUCGCCUGCGUGGAGAUUAGAUUGAGAAAAGAGGAGGCGAUUAAUUCUACAAGAAACAAUGAUGAUUUCCUCGCUAAAGGUUUUUUACUUCCUACUUUAUCGAUGUCGAUACUUCGUAUUUGUUUCUGAAUUGAUUUAGUACGCGUGCUAGCGACGACCAAAAAUACCUCUGCAGUAGCAGGCUAUACGCAUGUAUAAAUACACGAAAAUUCAAGGGCCUGACAAUUCCAGAGAAAUUACAUCAUUGCCAGAUAUCGAAAAAGUGAUUUACAUGACAAGUCAUUUCAAUCAUUGCCGAAAAUGAAUCGCAUGCUUAUCACAAGACUCAUUUGCAUGCAGUGAGAAUUUACAACACCUGACCACCACAAUUUUGCUAAUUAAGAUUCUUAUUUUUUUCAACCACUCAGUAGUGUUCACUUGCUCCAAAGUAAUCAACGCUUUCAAGCGAUAGAAUUCAUGGGCCGACACGUUUCGGAAAAGCUCUAAAUUUAAUCUUUCCUAAGCUUUCUUCGCAAAACAUGCCCGGCUUCGAUCACACAACGAUUCUUAGUCCCAGUUUCCACUGUCUCUGCAAGGAACACCUGGCACAAUGACCUGCCUUUUGUGUCCUAAAAUACGACUAAAAAUUCUGGGGUGGUUACCUCCAGAAAAAUUGGGAGGGGUGCGCGGCAUGCUUCCUGAAACCCUUACCCUAUUUCAGACCAAAAUCUGUAAUUUUCCCUACCCACUAUUUCAGACCUGAUCAAAACUUUGAUACCCUUUUUCCUGGAGCCUGGCAUGUGACUGGAGCACGUGACAAGCUGUUAUGGCACGUACACGGUAGUUUACAUAAACAUAAAAAAGGGAAAUGGUCUUAUCGCCAAAUGAUGAAGAAGUAGCUAAUUCCUCUAAAAAACAUACCCAAUUUAAGACUAGAGUGUACAAACUAUACCGUAUUUCAGACCAAAAUGAUCGAAAUUGAUAUCCUAUUUCAGACCAAAACGGCUAAAAAAAACAUACCCUUUGGCACGGCACAUACCUAUAUAGCGUUUAUAAGGGACUACCCCCCUGGGGUGAAAAACGCAUUGCAGUUUAUGAGUCUCGCUGCUUACGCAAGCGAGACUAAUAAUAAUAUACCAACAAAUACCAAAUGGCUAAGUUAUGAAUUAGAUCAAGGAAUUAGAUGAUCAUUUUAAGUAAUUAAAUAAAGUGAAAUAGUAUUUUCACCAACAGAUUGAUUCAUUUUACCUAUUUUUUUUACUGGCAUUAAUUGUGAGAGAUUUUAAGAAUGUCCCUGCUAGAUCCCACUUUAACAGAUGUUUAUAUGCUAAUAAUUUGCAUUGCAUCUGUUUAGUCAGGAGUUCUGGUUUCUUAUAUUGUAUGGGCAUGUUCCUGGAACUUCACCAUCUUUGUCAUUGCUAGAAUCAUUGGUGGUUUGUGCAAAGGUAAUGUUACCAUCUCAACAGCCAUUGUUACAGAUGCCACGUCCGUGAAGAACCGAGGAAAAGGAAUGGUAUGGCCUUGGAACUAUAAUAAUGAUAUUGCUAUUUUAAUUUAUUUUAUUCUAAUUAUAAUUUAUCAUAAUUAUUAUGGUCAUUGUUGGGAAAUGGUGGAAAAGGUGGGAUCAGAAAUGUACCUGCACGUAGGUUGUCCUAAAUAAUUAUGUAGGUUCUUUUUUCAGGUAGAUAGGUGCUAAAAUUAGGAACGUACUUUUAAUAUGGAAACUCAACCAUGCUUGCAUACAGAGAUACUAGUAGACUAUGAGUAGUCCCCAUUUUUCCUCAGGGAUAGUAGGCAGCAAGCGACACGCUCGCGAGUCUGAAAAUCAACCCACACGAGAAGUGAGAGACGUGGCACUCAGAGAGAAAAAUGAGACACCGCCGCGUCUCACCUUUCUCGUGUCGGUUGAUUUUCACUCGCCCUUGUGUUUCUCUCACUCUACUAUCCUUGCGGAAAAUAGGGACUACUAGUAGUCUAUGAUACUUAAGUUGCUAAGAUAAAUACUUUAGUUUAAGAAUAAUACACAAAGUGAGAAUCAGAGGCCUCCAUCAUACAAGUAAUAUUGUAAUUUUCACGAGUUAGUUAUCUGCAGGUGAUCACUGUUGUUCCAAUGUCUUUUCCAAUAGGCCCUUGUUGGCAUAGCAUUCUCAUUUGGUUUUAUCAUUGGACCUGUGAUUGGUGCUGUGUUUGCAAGGAGAUCAACACUUAAUAGUGGAAAUCCCUAUCUACUACCAGCUUUGUUUGCCAUAACUUUGACAGUAGCAGAUAUUGUGUUUGUGUAUUUUUACCUCAAGGAGACACUGCCUAAAGAAAAAAGGGUAACUAUAUAAGUUUUUAUUCAUGUCUUUGUCUUAUUUUGUAGCUAUCAUAGAAGCUAUCAUUGUCAUGUAUGGUCAUCGUGAAAAGUACUUAAGCCUUUUAGUAUCAAAAAUGAAAUUUUUUAAUCUUUCCCUCCCUGAGUUUCUUAUACAUGUAUCUUUCAAGCAAGUCAGAUACAUCAACAUGGGGCCGCUUUAGAGUUACCAUAAGAUUGUUUUGACAAAGCCAACCGUUAAGUGUUUUUGAAAACAAGGUGUUACAAAAUAUUUAUUGAGAAAUAGUUUAGAUUGAUGAAUUAUGGUGUGCAAUGAUUCAUAUUAUAUUCCCUGCUGCAGGCACAGUCCUUAGUAUCACAAUUCAAAACAGCCAGUCAACUUCUCAAUCCUGUUUCACUUCUCAAAUUUGAUGCUGUAGAAAUCCGAUCUAGCAAAGAAGGUAAGUGAUCACACGGGGCAGGCCAGAGGUCUGGUGAAAGGUUUGAAUUUUUAAUACCUCUUCUAUUAUUUUCUCAGAUGACGUUUGGAUUUUUCAAGUGUCUUAACUGGUCUUUCAAAAAUUCUCAAAUAACUUUUUGAUUUCUAAAUGCAACCCAAUGUGUCUGUCGAUUUCUCAAUUGACGUUUGGUUUGUGACUGUAUUUUACUGGGAUAUUUUUGUCUCAGAGAAAGUUCUGCUUUUUAAGACGAUAGAUUAUGAAAUGAGGUUUAUAGAUAUAAGAUUAUCAAAACUUUUAACCGAGAAAACCACCCCUGAAAUCGGAUUCUAUUCGAGCAAUUAGAUAGCUAUUUCAAUAAAAGUGAAUAUUUGAAAUGUUCACCUUUAUACCGAUAAAUAACAAAUUCAUGUCAAAUUUUAUUUCAGGCGGGAAUUCGUAGCUGAAUAGACCUUUCGACGGGUUUUUUUCAACUUUUGACAUGGACAAGUUCGGGAAAAUCCGUCGACAUCAUUGAAAAGAGCGCCUAGAAUUAGUAAAAUUGCCGAGUUUGAAAGUGAUUUGUUGAAAACUAAUGUGAAGAUACAGCUCCUUUACAGACGAUUGUAUGGUUGCAGGGGGUACAAACGUUUACCCCACCCCACCAUACAAACGUCUGUAAAUUUUCGCAACUUUAAUUGCUGCGCUGUAUCUUCGCUCGCUAAAGACGUAUUACUUUCAAACUUGGCAACUUUGCUGUAAAUUUUAAGGCUCUCGUUUCAGUGGUGUUGACGGAUUUUCCCGAACUCUCUGGUCCAUAUGUAAAAAAAAGUUGAAAACACCGUGAAAAGGUCUGGAGUAGUGUCGGCCUGGACUCGAGACUGCUGAAUAUAUAAAAAAAACUGAUCUGAUGAACUAAUGUUUUGCGCUUGACAGAUUUAUUCCAAGAAUCAACCUUCUUGCCAACGUAACUAAAUUAUAAAGAGAAAAAAAAAAUCAAUGUAUCUAGUCCAUCUUCUCUUUUUUUUCCUUUCACCACUGCCAUUACCCUUUUAGGCUGAGUUUGGGUCGGUCGGUCGCAGUUUAUUUUAUUUCAUUAAAUAUCAUGUUCACGUAAGAUCGAUCUAUUUCCUUCCUCUUUUUUUUGAAAACGGCGAAAUAUGGGUCGGUCGGACACGAUUGAAAACGGAGGAAAAAUUCAUUGGGAAAUCUCCAUAUAGGUAGUAGCGCCGGACAAUAAUGACUACAAGAAUGACAACGAGUACACAAGAACAACUCGAGCCAGUUAGUGUUCUAGGGCAGCUUCCAAUCCAGUUUCCUGUUGCUGACCAUCGCAUAGUAAUGUAACUAAUAUGACCAUAGCACACUAAACGGUUUAAAAGCUAUUGCUUGUAGUCUAAUGAAAAGUAGCAGCUACCGUGACACACGGGACGCGGGCUAAACGUGAAAUCUCCCUCGGAGAAAGGCUCUGGUGAUCCAAAAAACGGACUCGUUUUUUCCAAUCAAAGACCGAUUCCAAAUUGGAAUCCGAUAUUGCUGAAUUAUAAGAGUUUCCUGUACAUGUGACUGCUGUGAUAGGGCUGCUAUGGUAAAAAAAAAGAAUGCUGUCAUUAUCAGGCCAAAAGCUACGUCAUUUUAGUUCCCCGUCACUGUCGCCAUCUUGUCGUUUGUGGUUAUUCAUCGGUUUCCUUUAAUAGAGUAUACCUGCCUCAGGUGUCAGCUAAAUACGAUACACGUGUCUUGAUUAUUUUUAGAUCUGAACACUGUCCGUGGCCUUGGUUUGGUUUAUUUUCUGUUUUUGUUCUUCUUCUCUGGACUUGAGUUCACGCUGACGUUUUUGACACAUAGGAACUUCAAGUAUUCUAGGUAAAGGGUUGUCUACAGCCACGUCACUAAGUAGUAGGCCACCGCACCUUAAUGUAAUAGUUAAUCUGUUGAUAUUGUUUAGUUAGUGCACACUUUGUGUAGACUAGUUGUUGGAGCUUGCGACGAUUAGCGACAAUUCCAGCCACAAAAUCGUACUAACCUCGUUUUCCUGGCACCAGCCUUAAGUUACAGUACAUUUCUGUUCAGCCACUGAGCCAGUUUAUUAUUAAUUCGAACGCUAAUUAAUUGAUUAAUUUAUCUGUGCUCGGACUGCAUAUUUUUCAGUAGGCAAAAUUAUAUAGAUAAAACUGGCAUAACUCAAAAGUCAGAUGCGAAGAUAAAGUCGUGCUGCUGUAAUUUUAGAUGCACAGUACGUAGCCGGCUUUCAAAAGAUGUGCCGGAAGAGGACGGCGGCUGCCCGCUCCGAGGCUAAACUAAACUGAGCACGUGUUUGCAUGACUUAAUUCAAGUCUUGUUUUUCAGCAUGCAGCAAGGAAUGAUGUUCUUCUUCAUAGGAAUCACAAUGGCGCUUGUGCAAGGUAUUUGGUGUCCUUCAGCAAUGCCUGUUAUUGUACAUGGUGUAAGAAGUGUUUUUCUCAAAGCUUACAUUCAGGCUGGACGUUUCCUCAGAUUCAUUUUCGCCGUGCGUUUGUUCCGUUUAGUAUAACAAAUGACUCAAGUACAAAGAUGGUUUGAACUUGCUUUAAAACUGGCCUGAAAAAAAAAAAGAGAUCCUGAAGAUCUCAGUUUCAUCAUUCAUGAAAUAUCGGGCUCACAAGAGACAAAUCGCACAUGCGCACUCUCAACUAUCCACUUUGACCUUAGCUUUGUCUUCAGCACACUGAGUAUAAAAAGUUGGUGUAAUCUGAAAUUUGUUUUUAUUCAAAAAUAUAAUACAUACCAUAAGUAACAACGAUUUGAUGGUGUACUUACAUGUAAACCUCAAGGCAUAAUAACAUAUUAAAUAACCAGUAAGGUUAAUUGAAAAUUCUCCCCAGCGCCGGCCGGCUGCCGGGCCCUUGUAGCAGAGUAUCUUCCGGGUGAAGUUGUUAUUUUAAAAGUUCAUUUGGUUAUUUUUCAGGUGGUUAUGUUCGGAGACAACCUCCAGGCUCUGAAAAGAAAACAGCUCUUAAGGUGCAAUUCUUAGUAACUAACUUCCUUAACUAGACUCGCCGUGAAAAGGAAUUUACUGGUAGAAACCUGCACAAACAUAUCAUUGCCAAACGUUUAACUUUGUUGUGCUUUAGCGCUUUUCCGCCAUUAUUGUUUAACAGGUAAUAAUUUCAGGAGGUAGGAUUUUGUCGUCUGAGUCAGAUAUAAGAGAAUGAUGUGUUGUUAUUGUUGCUGUUGUGCUUUUGCAAGUUGUGGUGUGUGUUCGUUGCUUAUAUUUUGUGUGUUUUCUGUUUGUUCGCCGGCAGGGCAUGGCAGCCAUUAUGCCUGCAAUGAUUAUUGUUGGUUUGGCUAAGACAAUCCCAACUCUUUACACUGGACUUGCUCUCUUUUCAUUUGGUAAGUUGUUGGCCCCUGUGUCUCCAUUUUGCUACUUCAUUCAAAAGCGUUCACGAACGCUCGCACUGAUUCAUCCGUUAGUCAGGAAUAUACAAUGCACUUUGUAUCACCUUUUUUUUUUUUUCCUUUACAGGUUCUGCCACAGUAGUACCUUGUUUGACAACUAUGAUUUCUCAUCACGGUAAGACCGGCUGGUAACAAACUAACACUGAUUAGAGCCCGGCUCCCAUUGAAAAUCUUCUUUCAAAAUAUGAGUAUUUUGUUAAAUACAGUUUAUGGUCGUUUUUUUUACACGACUAUAACCAUGUGAUCAUAGGAGUUCAUUUAACAGCCCCCAAUGAAGCGAAUUUUGUAGUGUUUGAUGGGACAUUAAUGAAGGGAAUGGUUAGCAUCCUCUUGCCAGUGAACAAUCUUUGAAAUAAUUCUUUCGCCUUCUUUCACAUUGAAUAUUACGGUAAUUGUCCUUUUUUAAAAGUCACGCGGAGUGGAUAAUCCUCACCGGAACAAACAAGGAGAUAACGUUUUCCAGCGGAAUUAAUUAUUUAUGAUCUCUAACUUCGAUUUCCCACAGGCAAUGACGACCAAAAGGGGAAAGUCAUGGGUAUAUUCAGGUCUCUGGGCGCCUUGGCCAGGGCAGUUGGUCCUGUAGUAAGCUGUUCUGUCUACUGGAGUGUGGGUUCGUUUUGGUGCUACUUCGUUGGAGCCCUCCUGUUUAUGAUCCCCAUGCGGCUCCUCGUGAAAUUGCCCGCUUUACGUUUUCGUAAUUAGAAUUUGAAAGCCCAAGUGAAUGUUCGAGCAGAAAAUGCCGUAUCAGUAUUAUUAUUUUAUUAUUACUAUUGUUAUUGUCCUCAUUAUUAUUAUCAUUAUCAUUCUUCGUCUGAUUAUUAUUAUUAUUUUUUAAUAUUAUUAUUAUUACUGUCAAGCAUUUCUCAAUGUUUUCAUUUGUAUGGACGGCAUACGGAACAGUAGGAAAGUACUGCUUAAAGGUUGCAACCUGGAUCUGCAAAAAGUAUUUAAAAUCUUAAAGAUUAUUUUACACCCGAAUAAAUCGUUGCUUUUGAAUAUUUUUAUUUGAAGUUGUCAAGAACGAAAACACGUUAGCUAGCGCUCAGGUAAUUCACGUAAGAU
Porites lobata is the source of this 10250-nucleotide messenger RNA. NCBI's taxonomy places the organism in Eukaryota, Metazoa, Cnidaria, Anthozoa, Scleractinia, Poritidae. The record is from the annotation of a GenBank genome assembly.